Thyridium curvatum is the source of this 969-nucleotide messenger RNA. RefSeq lists its product as uncharacterized. Bases 1 to 969 code for a protein of 322 amino acids. Lineage: Eukaryota; Fungi; Ascomycota; Sordariomycetes; Thyridiales; Thyridiaceae. The record is from RefSeq and is a predicted model, not a curated record. Gene Ontology annotation, molecular function: aldose reductase (NADPH) activity. The transcript has 2 exons. Gene Ontology annotation, cellular component: cytosol.
AUGGUUGCCACCGUCAAGCUGAACAACGGCAAGUCCAUGCCCCUCGUGGGCUACGGCAUCUGGAAGGUGCCCCGCGAGAACGCCGCCGAGUCGGUCUACAACGCCAUCAAGCUGGGCUACCGCCACAUCGACGGCGCCUACGACUACACCAACUCGCGCGAGGCCGGCCAGGGCGUCCAGCGCGCCAUCGCCGAGGGCAUCAUCAAGCGCGAGGACAUCUUCGUCACCUCGAAGCUGUGGAACAACUACCACAAGAAGCAGCACGUGCAGGAGAUGGGCCAGUUCGAGGUCGACGCCUGGGGCAUCGGCUACCUCGACCUCUACCUCAUCCACUUCCCCAUCUCGCUCAAGUACAUCGCCCACAGCGAGCUCAACUGGCCCUGCUUCUGGACCGACAAGGAGCAGACCAAGCCCACGCCCCUCGACCCCACCCCACUGAGCGAGACCUGGGCCGCCAUGGAGUCGCUCGUCGACCAGGGCCUCGUCAGGUCCAUCGGCGUCGCCAACUUCAACGCCCAGCUGCUCUACGACCUGCUCUCCUACGCCCGCAUCCCGCCCGCCGUCAACCAGGUCGAGCACCACCCCUACCUCGUCCAGCCCAACCUCAUCAAGAUGUGCCAGGAGAGCGGCAUCACGGUGACGGCCUACUCCUCCUUCGGCCCGCAGUCCUUCAUCGAGCUCAACAACACCGACGCCCUCAAGGUCGAGCCCCUCUUCGCCCAGGCCUCGGUCGCCCGCGUCGCGGGCAAGCACGGCAAGACGCCCGCCCAGGUCCUGCUGCGCUGGGCCACGCAGCGCGGCAUCGUCGUCAUCCCCAAGAGCAACAGCGUCGACCGCCUCAAGCAGAACCUCGAGAGCACCGACUUCGACCUGGCCCCCGAGGAGAUCGACGAGAUCGCCUCGCUCGACAAGCGGCUGCGCUUCAACCAGCCCAGCGACAUCAGCCCCCAGUACCGCAUCUUUGAUUAG